This is a messenger RNA of Cricetulus griseus (Chinese hamster), 1974 nucleotides long. The record is from RefSeq and is a predicted model, not a curated record. NCBI's taxonomy places the organism in Eukaryota, Metazoa, Chordata, Mammalia, Rodentia, Cricetidae.
GACAAGAAGCCCGCGCUUUUCGGCUGCUUAUGAUGACGUCGGGCCUCAAGCGCCAUGGCGCCGCGGCGGCGGAGAUCCAGCUGCAGGAGGCGAGCUGAGGUAUGACCAACUCCAGGGUUCUGAAGCUUCAAUAAGCUGGCUGUAAACUGGUCCAGACUGUAGAACACCUUAUUGACCAUGAUCACAUGAUCUAGUUUGAAAUAAGCUUCUGAGGUGCUAAAUGAAGCCAAGAAAGUUAAUAAUGGCAGCAAAGCAACAGAAGACUUUCCUCCUGGCAAGAAAAUGCGUACAUGCCAGAGAAAGGGGCCUACGGCUGGAGGAAAGGAUGCAGACAGGACAAACAGCCAGCAAGACACGGUGAAGGCCUUGCUGAUAAAGGGCAAAGCUCCUGUGGACCCAGAGUGUACAGCCAAGGUGGGAAAGGCUCAUGUGUAUUGUGAAGGAGAUGAUGUCUACGAUGUCAUGCUAAAUCAAACCAAUCUCCAGUUCAACAACAACAAGUACUAUCUUAUUCAGCUGUUAGAAGAUGACGCCCAGAGGAACUUCAGUGUUUGGAUGAGGUGGGGCCGAGUUGGGAAGACGGGACAGCACAGCUUGGUGGCUUGUUCUGGUGACGUCAGCAAAGCAAAGGCAAUAUUUCAGAGGAAGCUCCACAGAUUCCUUGACAAAACCAAAAACCAUUGGGAAAAUCGUGAGAACUUUGAGAAAGUACCUGGAAAAUACGACAUGCUACAGAUGGACUAUGCUGCCAGUGUGCAGGAUGAAGACAAAACAAAGCAAAAGGAGUCUCUUGAAACUUUGAAGCCAGAGUCAAAGCUGGAUCUUCGAGUCCAGGAGCUGAUAAAGUUGAUCUGUAACGUGCAGACAAUGGAGGAGAUGAUGAUAGAAAUGAAGUAUGACACCAAGAAAGCCCCACUUGGAAAGCUGACUGUGAAGCAAAUCAAGGCAGGCUAUGAGUCUCUCAAGAAGAUUGAGGAUUGUAUUCGCACUGGCCAGCAUGGGCGAGCUCUUCUUGAAGCAUGCAAUGAAUUCUACACCAGGAUCCCACAUGAUUUCGGACUCUCUAUCCCUCCAAUAAUCCGGACAGAGAAAGAACUGUCAGAGAAAGUACAACUGCUAGAGGCACUGAGGGACAUUGAAAUUGCCCUUAAACUGGUGAAAUCAGGGCACCAAGGCCCAGAACACCCACUGGACCAACACUAUAGAAACCUACACUGUGCAUUGCGUCCCCUGGACCAUGAAAGUUAUGAGUUCAAAGUGGUUUUGCAGUACCUACACUCUACCCAGGCUCCUACACACAAUAACUACACCAUGACCUUGCUGGAUGUUUUUGAAGUAGAGAAGGAAGGGGAGAAGGAGGCCUUCAGAAAGGACCUUCCUAACAGGAUGCUACUCUGGCAUGGUUCCAGACUGAGUAACUGGGUAGGAAUCCUGAGCCACGGACUCCGAGUGGCCCCACCUGAGGCUCCCGUCACAGGAUAUAUGUUUGGGAAAGGAAUCUACUUUGCUGACAUGUCUUCCAAGAGUGCCAAUUACUGCUUUGCGUCUCCCCUAAAGAGCACAGGACUGCUUCUUCUAUCAGAGGUAGCUCUAGGUCAGUGUAAUGAGCUACUGGAGGCCAAUCCUAAGGCAGAAGGGUUGCUUCAGGGCAAGCAUAGCACCAAGGGGCUGGGAAAGAUAGCUCCCAACCCUGACCACUUUAUCACCCUGAAUGGGAGUACAGUGCCCUUAGGACCAGCAAGUGACACAGGAAUUCUCAAUCCAGAGGGGUAUACCCUCAACUACAAUGAGUUUAUUGUCUACAGCCCCAACCAGGUCCAUAUGCGAUACCUUCUAAAGAUUCAAUUUAAUUUUCUGCAGCUGUGGUAAAUGUUGAUUAAAUAAGCAAGAGAGGAUUCAAUCUUCAAACAAAACCCAGCAAUAUUACAUUUUUGAACUUUUUGGUCAUUUGUUUAAUAAAAUAGUAUAAAUCUA